AUGUCGGCCGCUAUACCUAAACAGCUUAUGAUUGUAUUGCAAAAUGGGUCAUACAAGGUGCUCUCGCUGGGCGCCGAUGUGCUGCCAGAGUACAAACUGCAGCCGACGCGCAUCCACCACUGCACCAUCGUGCAUUACAGUCAAAGAAAAGGGAAAAGGGCUCGAAGGAAGGAGGAAGAGGACCUAAAAAAAUACUUAUGGUGUCGGAAAAUUUAUAAUUUAUUUGUAGUUUUUGAAGUGUUGCCAUGUAAUAGUCGAUGUGGUGGCGGUGCCGCCGGCGGUAGCCGUGCUAUGCGACUUGCCGUCCGAGCUGUGCCAGAAAGGUAA
Messenger RNA from Haemonchus placei, 327 nucleotides. The record is from the annotation of a GenBank genome assembly. Lineage: Eukaryota; Metazoa; Nematoda; Chromadorea; Rhabditida; Trichostrongylidae.